GAGAAGACGCUCUUCUGAGGUCACCGAGCACCGGGGGCGACACUCAUCCGCCGCUAUAUAAUCUUCCCGGUGCGGUGGAUGAGACCAGCUCACUGAACCAGACUCAGCAGAGACACAGCAAAUACACACUCAUCCAAAGCAAACAUGGUGAAGAUCACUUUUCAGCAAGUGUCGGCGCAGAAGCCCGAAAAAGACAAGGAUGCGGACAAGAUCAUUAUACCUCAGGCUCACGAUCAGCUGGUUCAUCCUGUCAGGCCCAAGAAGCCUUUUCCAGUGGGCCUGUGCUGCCUCACCUUCGGCCUGGUGGUUUUCAUGUCAGGACUGGUGCUGGCCUCUAUCUACGUCUAUCGCUACUACUUUAUACCUCAGCAGAUCCCAGAGGACAGCUUGUUCCAUUGCCGGGUCAUCUACGAGGACUCGGUGUACGCUCCUCUGAGGGGGCGGCAAGAGCUGGAGGAGAACGUUGGCAUCUACCUCGAUGACAACUACGAACAGAUCAGCGUGCCCGUGCCUCAUUUUGGAGGCAGCGACCCUGCUGAUAUCAUCCACGACUUUCAGAGGGGCCUCACAGCGUACCACGACAUUUCCUUGGACAAAUGCUACAUCACCGAGCUCAACACAACCCUGGUGAUGCCUCCACGGAAUCUGUGGGAGCUGCUCGUCAAUGUCAAGAGAGGGACGUACCUUCCUCAGACUUACAUCAUCCAGGAGGAGAUGGUGGUGACGGGGAGGGUGAGGAACAUGAGGCAGCUGGGCCCCUUCAUCCACCGGCUCUGUUACGGCAAAGAAACCUACCGCCUCAGACGCCGCAACCAGCGCCAACGUAUCGAGAGGCGUGAGACGAAGAAGUGCCACAGCAUCCGUCACUUUGAGAACACAUUUGUGGUCGAGACUGUCAUCUGCGACAGGUUCUAAAAUCUGAGGCGGAAAUCACAGCCAUCCAACACUGAAGCCAAUUUCAAACCAUACCUCUUGAAUUCCUUAGGCGUUAAACUGCACUUUAAGAGCAAGUACUUGUCCAGCAGAUUUAGUUUCUGUUUGUUUUUUCGUCCGAAACUUGCGAACGCUCUUUGAUUGUUCUCGUCCUUUUUUAUUCAAACUGUCUGUGUAUUUAGACGUUCUAGAUGUGUUGGGAUAUACCUGUAGCUUGUCACGUCGUGCAGAACAUUUGUGUCAGUUCGUCACAUUGACAUCUGAUGACUUGAUUUAGAAUUGUAUUUAUUUGUUUAUUUAUUUAUUUAUUAGUAAGUCAGUGCUCUGUGGUUGAUUUUAAGGAUACCUGGAAGCUGCUUGUGCCGUGCACACAUGUUUGUCUCUUGUUUUUUUUUGAUUUUAGUUUGAAUGUCACAAAAUGGCAAAACAUACCUCAUGUAGUUAAGACGUUUCUUUGCUGGUUUGUAUCAUUAAUGAAUGGUGUAAAUAUCUUUGAUUGUUCCUAAGCAAUAUAUAAUGUAAAUUCUUCUUAAUUUCAUAUUGUUACAUGCAUAGAUUUUUAUCUAAAAUCGACUUGUUUUGUGAUCAGUCAUUUCUUUACGGCUUGUUUCCUUUGGUAUCACACUUUACUACUCCUUGGAUUUAAACGGCUUUAGACUGUAACCAGUAGCAGUGCUUCAGAGGGACAGAAGGAACCAAAGUCUGCCGUCAGUGAUGCUAUGUGAAGAGUUAUGGGUUUAUAAAACAUUCAGAACGAAUGCCAGAUCACUGUAGAUGAUAUCAAAGGCGCCAACUCAUUUUGUCCUGCUCUUCCUCCUCUUCAUUCGGAUUUGCCUGUUGUCUUUAGCUCUUGUCAUUAUGAUCUAUACAAUGUUAAUUCAUUACAACUUAAGAGAAAAAGAAGAAGAAGAAGAAGAAGAGAUAAAUUUGCUGGGUUGUCUUUCUACUGGAGCAAACCGAGAGAGAUCUCAGACGUGCUCAUAUUUCAUUGUCCCGGAUACUUCGCUGUACAGUCGAUUUUUCUUGCUGCUUUAAGAAUAAAGGAUCAAACUUU
Messenger RNA from Mugil cephalus (flathead mullet), 1987 nucleotides. RefSeq names its product integral membrane protein 2Cb (gene itm2cb). Gene Ontology annotation, molecular function: amyloid-beta binding. The record is from RefSeq and is a predicted model, not a curated record. The transcript has 6 exons. Gene Ontology annotation, biological process: negative regulation of amyloid precursor protein biosynthetic process. Bases 145 to 915 code for a protein of 256 amino acids. Gene Ontology annotation, cellular component: Golgi apparatus; extracellular exosome; plasma membrane. NCBI's taxonomy places the organism in Eukaryota, Metazoa, Chordata, Actinopteri, Mugiliformes, Mugilidae.